AUGUCGAAAAAAUCAGUAACAAAGAAACCAGUGGUACCAGCGAUGUUCGCGAAAAGUGCAGCAUCAUCAUCAACAUCGCCAACGAAAUCUGCCGAAGGAGACAAAGAAAAUCGUACAAAACCAGAUCGAUUAGUUCCAUGGGUUGAGAAAUAUCGACCCAAGAAAGUCAGUGAUGUUGCUUAUCAAGACGAAGUUGUUGCAGUGCUAACCAAAUGUCUUGCUGGAAGUGAUUUUCCUAAUCUGUUGUUCUAUGGACCACCAGGUACUGGUAAGACAAGUACUAUUCUUGCUGCGGCACAUGAACUUUUUGGUCCUCAACUUUUUCGUGAUCGAGUCAUGGAAUUGAACUCGUCAGAUGAACGUGGCAUCAAUGUUAUACGUGAGAAAGUCAAGAAAUUCGCACAAUUUUCGGUAGUUGCAACACGUACUGACGGUGUUUAUUGUCCGCCAUUUAAAUUGAUUAUUCUCGAUGAAUGUGAUUCAAUGACGAAAGCUGCUCAAGCUGCACUUCGUCGAACAAUGGAACGAGAAUCUAAAACAACGAGAUUUUGUUUGAUUUGUAAUUAUAUCAGUCGAAUAAUCGAUCCAAUAACAUCUCGAUGUGCUAAAUUUCGUUUUAAGCCGUUAAGUAAUAACAUUAUUGAACAACGUUUACAAGCGAUUUGCAACAAUGAAAAUGUUCAAUGUGAACCUGAGGCUAUCAGCGAAUUAGUUAAAUGUACGGAAGGCGACAUGCGUAAAGCGGUGACAUUUUUGCAAAGUGUUGCUCGUUUCCGCACAAAUGAAACGAUUUCAACGAAGGAUGUACAUGAAAUAACUGGCGUUAUUCCAGACAAUGUUAUUGAAAAUCUCUAUCAAGUAUGUCAUUCAGGUUCUUACGAAAAACUUGCAACAACAGUGAAAAAUGUGCUCUUAGAAGGAUAUGCAUCUCAUCAAUUAUUGUUACAAUUACACGAUCAUAUUUUGGCUCAGAUGGCAUUGGGUAAUGAACAAAAGGCGGUUAUUUUCGAGAAAUCAGCGGUUGUCGAUGGAUGUUUACUCGAUGGUGCUGAUGAAUAUUUGCAAUUAAUGGAUUUUCUUUAUAAUCAAGUCGAUAAACUUAUCCUUAGAAGACAUCGAAGCUCAACUCUCCAAUCUAAUGUGUACAUUUAUUAUCUAUCGGACAGAAAAAGAAGCCGCUGGAAACAGAAGGAAAAAGCGAUAAGAGAUAAAACAGAAGCAAAAAUGUACUUGAAAUACAUUCAUUUCAUUGUCUGUCUCAAUCUUAUUAUCUGUGUAAAAUCUCAAUUGAAUGAUGAGGAUUACAAUGAUUAUGAGGCCGAACAGUCUGUACGAGUGGAGCCAUUGGUAUUCUCUCGUCGACCACAAUCGAUCCAAGUUCCACUUGGUAGCCACGCUCUGUUCUACUGCAGUUCAUCGUCAAGUCCAAUUGUUUGGUCGAAAAAUGAUACACCAAUCGGUCCUAGUGCAAAACAUUUUAUUACUAAUCAGUACCUUCAGAUUUUAAAUGUCGACGAAAGCGAUGAAGCCACCUAUGGUUGUACAAUUCGUAACGCUGUAGAAAUGCGAUCGGCGUCAGCAAAUUUAACUGUCAUUUUUCCUCCACGGUUCAAUCCAUUUCCGGACACAUAUCGAGUUGGUUUGAAAAACCUAACUACCGAAUUGCAAUGUCGAGUUUAUGGUAAUCCAAAGCCGAAAGUAAUUUGGUAUAAAUCGAACACAAUGAUUCGACAAUCUCAUCGAAUGCAAUUACGAGAGAACGGUCAAACAUUACGUAUUAAUCAGUUACGAAAUGAGGAUACAGGUCUUUAUACAUGUGUAGCAGAGAAUACUCUUCAACGCAUCUCUGCUGCCACAGAUCUUCGUGUUCGAGAUCCGACACCUCCAUUGCUCUCACGACGUAUGUCCAAUUUAACAACUUAUGACGGUGCACAUGUUGAACUCGAGUGCACAGCAACGGGAGAACCAGAGCCAAAAAUGGAAUGGUUUCGUGAUGGUACGCGUAUUCAAUAUAAUAUGCAGUACAUCUUAAAAGAAGAUGGAUCACUUCUAUUACCGCAUGUUGUCGCUAAUCAAUCAGGUUAUUAUACAUGUCAAGCAAGUAAUUACGCAGGAAAUGAUAUUCAUUCAUUUUGGGUUACCGUUGUCAAUGAUAAUCAAAUAACCGAUGAAUUGAUCGAUCGUUUGGUUCAACAAGCAACAUCAGAAGUAAAUCGUGCUGUAGCGGAAACUGUUCGUCAUUUGCAAGAUCGUCGUCGACCACGAACACCAGGAGAUUUAAUGUCGUUAAUGAAAUUUCCCAAACCAUUACAGUUAACUUUAGCUAAAACUGAAGAUAUUUUCGAACGAGCACUCGAUCUUGUCCACCGUUAUGUCGAUAACAUCACGUUUUCUAGUGAAAGCGCAAGAAACGAUAUGAAUACUAUCGAUUUUCGACCUGAUCAAUUGCUGACAUCUCGUCAACUAGAACGUCUUGCACUCGUGUCCGGUUGUGUUAUGCAUCAAUUAAAAUCACAAUGUAAUGAAAAAUGUAUGGCCUACCGAACUGCUGAUGGUACAUGUAAUAAUCUAAAGCACCCGUUUUGGGGCGCGUCAUUGACAGCUUUAUCACGUUGGUUGCAUGCACAAUAUGAAAAUGGUUUCAAUACCCCGCGUGGUUGGAAUGCAAGCAAGCUAUACAAUGGUUUCGUUUUACCAUCCGCGCGCGAAGUAUCAGGGCGAUUAAUUGCAACAAAAGUCGUCACACCAGAUCCAGCGUUUUCUCAUAUGCUCAUGCAAUGGGGACAAUUUCAAGAUCAUGAUAUGUCAUUGACAGUUCAAGCAACAAGCAAUACACGUUUCUCGGAUAGUCUUCGUUGUUUAUCAUCAUGUUCAUUUGAACCACCAUGUUAUCCUAUUCGCGUUCCUGAUGAUGAUCAUUUACGUGAAGAACGUGGUUCAUGCUUAGAAUUUGUUCGUUCGGCAGCUGUAUGUUUGAGUGGUGAAACAUCAUUUCUUCAUUUACCAUAUCGACGUGAACAAAUCAAUUCGUUGACAUCAUUUUUCGAUGCAUCGAAUGUGUACGGUUCAACUGUACAAGAUGCGUGGGAUUUACGAGAACGUAGCUCGGGCAAAGGCCUUCUUCGAGUUCAUAGUACACCACAAUUUCCAAAAGGCUUACUGCCGUUCAGUACGGAUACACCGGUUGAUUGUCAACGCGAUCGACAAGCUUCACAAAUCGGCUGUUUUCUUGCAGGAGAUCAUCGAGUCAAUGAACAAGUAGCUCUAAUUGCCAUGCAUACCAUUUGGGUACGUCAACAUAAUCGUCUCGCUGGACGUCUGAGCUCAAUAAACCCCGACUGGUCCGAUGAACAGGUUUAUCAAGAAACGCGAAAAAUCAUCGAAGCACAAUUACAAAUUAUAACGUAUCAACAUUGGCUACCAUACAUCAUUGGUGAUGAAGGAAUGAAUAUGCUUGGACCAUACAAAGGCUAUCGUCGUAAUGUUGAUCCAAGCAUCUCUAAUGUCUUUGCCACAGCUGCGUUUCGUUUUGGUCAUGGUUUGAUUAAUCCUGUAUUUUAUCGAUUGAAUUCAACCCUUGAACCAAUUCCUGAAGGCAAUCUUCUUCUUCGUGACGCAUUCUUUUCACCAUGGCGUGUAAAAGAGCAAGGCGGUAUCGAUCCACUCAUACGUGGUAUGUUUGGUGUGCCGGCAAAAAUCAAAUUACCACAACAAAUUCUUAACGUCGAAUUAACUGAACGUUUAUUUCAUGUUACACGCGCCAUAUCACUUGAUUUAGCUGCAGCAAAUGUUCAGCGUAGUCGCGAUCAUGGUUUGCAAUCGUAUACAGCGUGGAGAAAGUUUUGUCACCUAUCCCCAGAUGAAAUCAAAGAUUUCGAUGAUCUACAAGUAGAUAUCAAAGAUAAAGAGACACGAAACACCUUACGCGAUGUUUACAAACAUGUCGAUAAUAUCGAUGUCUGGAUCGGAGGAAUCUUGGAAGAUAAUCUACCAGGUGCCAAAGUUGGUCCUCUCUUCCGCUGCCUAAUAACAAAACAAUUCAAAUCCUUGAGAGAUGGGGAUCGAUAUUGGCAUGAAAAAUUGGGAAUAUUUUCACCUGAACAAUUGAAAUCUUUACAGAAAACUUCGUUAGCAAAAGUACUCUGUGAAAAUGGUGAUCGUAUUGACCGUAUUCCGCGAAACGUUUUUCUUAAUGGAAUGUAUCCACGUGAUUAUGUUCCAUGCUCGACUAUUGAAGAUGUUGAUCUGGAACCAUGGCGUGGUUGCUGUAAACAAAAUAUGGCCGGCCCAAAUGCGAUUUGUAAUACACCGGCGAUUCUUUCAUUUGACCCGUUCCCUAAUUAUCGACCAUCGACGAUUGAUACAGUGACACGACAUAAACGUGAAGCAGAAGGAGAUGUUGAAGAAGAACAAGAAACAAAAGAUGAUGAAUUGGAUUUACAAAAACUUCGUCAACAAGUCGAUGAUGUUUUACAAAAGUUCGCGACAUUUGAUAAGCGUCUAACCACGGGUACGCAUUGCUAUGAUCAGAAUACAAGAAAAAUACACAAAAAUGGUACAAAAUGGCAUGUUCAUAAAUGUCUCGUUUGCCAAUGCAAAGAUGCAACGAGUUCAUGCGAGGUUGUCUGUUAA
Messenger RNA from Adineta ricciae, 4632 nucleotides. NCBI's taxonomy places the organism in Eukaryota, Metazoa, Rotifera, Eurotatoria, Adinetida, Adinetidae. The record is from the annotation of a GenBank genome assembly.